ACAAAACAACAAAGUUCUAGGGUACAAUUUCAGAAAAGAAGUGAUAAAGUAUGUCGAACAGGACUCUGAAAGACUGGGAUAGCAUUGCGAAUAGCCUCACAAAGGACGAGAAAGCCGAUGGUGACGAAGAGGAAGAAAGGGACACCCUCGAGGCGUUGCAGGAGAAAAUGAGCCAAGUACCGCGCGGAAUGUUUGUCAGCGGAUGGGACGACCCAGAUGAUCUGAUCGAGGAAGAUAACGACCCGAAGGCUAGCCAUGAGAGACAUGCCCUGUGGGCCGCAGGAGAGAACAAAAUGGAUUUGCUGACAGCAAUCCUCAGCCUAAAGCCGUCUAUCGUCCAUGCAACUGAUCGCGAUGGCUACACGGUGCUACACAAGGCUUGCUACAACAAUAAUUUAGCAAUGGCGAAGAUCGCUCUACUGCAUGGGGCUGAUCCGAAUGCCCGCACUGACAUGGGGUGGACGCCGUUACAUUCGGCCUGUAAAUGGAAUAAUGCGACAUGUGCGGCGCUGAUGCUACAAUUCGGGGCUGAUGUAAAUGCACAAUCGGAUGGUGAUCAGACGCCUUUACACAUAGCAGUCACAGUAUCCAACUGUCGGCCAACAUUGGUGACGCUGCUGCUGAAUGAAAAGUGUGAUCCCGAGCGGCGCAAUAAUUCAAACGAGACAGCUCAAGUGAUAGCGAAGCGCACCGGACCGUUGUUUCCGAUCUUUGCCAUGGCACACUCGGCAUACACAGUAGAAACGGGUUUGAUUGAUUAGGAAGUAGCAGGAUUUACACCGUCAAUAUACAACCAGAUAUAGUAAGCGUUGUAACCACGUUGCUAUUUGGGACUUCUGCGCCGCCUGGUAAUUUUUAAUUCAUUAAGGAAAGGGCACAUACGAGAUAUAAUCACUAACAGAACAAAAAUUGCGUUUGUUCAGUGGAACCUAAAAAAUCCCCGAAUGGCUAGAAGCCAAAUAAAUCCCCGGCUCUGA
Messenger RNA from Anopheles bellator, 977 nucleotides. RefSeq names its product ankyrin repeat domain-containing protein 49 (gene Ankrd49). Gene Ontology annotation, molecular function: protein binding. Gene Ontology annotation, biological process: protein localization to ciliary inversin compartment. Bases 51 to 761 code for a protein of 236 amino acids. NCBI's taxonomy places the organism in Eukaryota, Metazoa, Arthropoda, Insecta, Diptera, Culicidae. The transcript is spliced from 2 exons. The record is from RefSeq and is a predicted model, not a curated record. Gene Ontology annotation, cellular component: ciliary inversin compartment.